This is a messenger RNA of Pyricularia oryzae 70-15, 690 nucleotides long. RefSeq lists its product as uncharacterized. Lineage: Eukaryota; Fungi; Ascomycota; Sordariomycetes; Magnaporthales; Pyriculariaceae. The record is from RefSeq and is a predicted model, not a curated record. Bases 1 to 690 code for a protein of 229 amino acids. The transcript has 2 exons.
AUGCAGUACUCUCUUGCCGCCAUCCUCGCCCUCGCUGGCUCCGUUAUUGCCCAGACUCCUGGCUUCCACGCCUUGGUCAAGCCGGUCCGCGAUGAGGUCAUCCCCGCUGGCAAGCCUUACACUCUCGAGUGGCAGCCCGGUGGCCAGGACGGCCCCGUCAACUUUGUCCUGACCGGAGGCGAGACUCACGCUCUCCUGCAGGAGAUUGGCACUGUUGCCACUGGCAUCGACUCCAAGGUCGGCAGCUACAUCUGGAACGUCGACGCCUCGCUCGGCGACAAGAAGGCGUACGGCCUCAAGAUCGUCCUGGCUUCGGACCCCACCGUCUUCCAGUGGUCGAACCCCUUCACCAUCAAGCCCGUCACCGACAAGCCCGUGACCAACAGCACCAGCUCUGCCGCCCCGUCUACCAUCACCUCUGCCUCGAGCGCCGCCCCCACCGCUGCCGCGACCACUCUCGUCAAGACCAACAGCACCACCACCAUCCCUAGCAACUCGUCGAUGACUGCCACCAAGUCGGGCGCUCCCGGCUCUCCCACCACCCUCACCCAGACCGCCACCCAGGGCGUUCCCCAGGCCACCCGCACCACCACCCCUUCGUCUCCCCAGGCUACCGGUGCCGCCGCUGCCUUUGGCUUCAGCUCGGCUGCUCUGGUUGGUGGUGUCUUCAUGGCUGUUCUUGGUCUGUAA